This is a messenger RNA of Nicotiana tabacum (common tobacco), 837 nucleotides long. RefSeq names its product protein LURP-one-related 5-like. NCBI's taxonomy places the organism in Eukaryota, Viridiplantae, Streptophyta, Magnoliopsida, Solanales, Solanaceae. The record is from RefSeq and is a predicted model, not a curated record.
CUCAAGAGAAAUGAACGAAUCCCAUCAUCCUAUAAAUAAAAGCUCCGAUUCAAGAGAGAAACAGAAGUAAAUUAAACCAGAAAUGAAGGGUAAAGGCUCUGCUAUUAUAGAAGAUACAUUCAUGUACAAAGAAGAGACUAAUCUCACAGUUCUCAAGACCUCCCUUUUCUUCACCGGCGAUGGAUUUACUGCUUAUGACUGUAAAGGCCAACUCGUCUUCCGAGUUGACACCUAUGGCCCCGACUCUCGUGACCAGGGCGAACUCGUUCUCAUGGAUGCCUCUGGUAGAUGCAUUCUCACUGUUCGCCGAAAGAGACCAAGUCUGCAUCAUAGAUGGGAAGGCUACAUAGGAGAAAGAAUGGAGGGGCAAAAACCAAUAUUCAGUGUACGAAGAUCCUCCUUAAUAGGAAGAUCAAGUGUGACAGUAGAGGUAUACAACAAUAAUCCAGUGGAAGAAUACCAGAUAGAAGGGUCAUUUGCACAGAGGAAUUGCAAAUUUUUCAAUGCAGAUAAAGAAUCGGUUGUUGAAAUUCGACGUAAAGUGGACGCUUGUGCUAAUGUGGUGCUUGGCACAGACGUUUUUUCUUUAAAUGUCAAGCCUGGUUUUGAUGCUGCCUUUGCUAUGGGAUUGGCCCUUGUGCUUGAUCGAAUUCAAGGUGAUGAUUAUGUUGAAGUUAAUGAUAAUAAUACUCCCUCCGCUCCACUUUAAGUGAUUUUUGAUAUUUGUUUUGUGAUCCACAAUAUUUGAUUUUUUUAAAUAUCAAAAAAGAAUUAAUUUCUUCGUUUCAAAGUUGUCCUUGUAGUAACUAGGAAUAGUUUGUUAUAUUUUCAAUAAGC